GAUGCUCAGGCCACCGUUCCCGGCGCGCAGCCGCAGCUGGCCCUCGCUCCCGCCCCCGCCUGGAGUCAGACGUGGAAGUUGCUGGCUGACUGCGCUUGCGAGGAAACCGUCUCGGAGCUGCAGCCGAAGGCCAAGGAGUCACUGAAGAUCGGCGAGGGAAGACAGGGGGUUCAUCAUGGGUGGCUUUUUCUCAAGUAUAUUUUCCAGUCUGUUUGGAACUCGAGAAAUGAGGAUUUUAAUUUUGGGAUUAGAUGGAGCAGGAAAAACCACAAUUUUGUACAGAUUACAAGUUGGAGAAGUUGUUACUACUAUACCUACCAUUGGAUUUAAUGUAGAGACGGUGACGUACAAAAACCUUAAAUUCCAAGUCUGGGAUUUAGGAGGACAGACAAGUAUCAGGCCAUACUGGAGAUGUUACUAUUCAAACACAGAUGCAGUCAUUUAUGUAGUAGACAGUUGUGACCGAGACCGAAUUGGCAUUUCCAAAUCAGAGUUAGUUGCCAUGUUGGAGGAAGAAGAGCUGAGAAAAGCCAUUUUAGUGGUGUUUGCAAAUAAACAGGACAUGGAACAGGCCAUGACUUCCUCAGAGAUGGCAAAUUCACUUGGGUUACCUGCCUUGAAGGACCGAAAAUGGCAAAUAUUCAAAACGUCAGCAACCAAAGGCACCGGCCUUGAUGAGGCAAUGGAAUGGUUAGUUGAAACAUUAAAAAGCAGACAGUAAUUCAGUCCAUUCUUCUCCCCUGAAAUGAAGACUACAUCACCUCUCUCCCUUUGGAAACAGUCAAGUGUACUUCACACUACUACAUGUUAAAACUAUAUGAUUAUUGGCAUAUACUGACUGACUGCAAUGUUUGUAGUAAAUAGGGAAAAUAAGUAUUUAGUUGGAGGGAUAAUUCAAUCAAAUCACCUGAAUGUUCUAUGUAAUGUAAAAUAUUCUUUUCUUGCUUUCUUGUGUUAAGGUAUAUAUUCUAUUUGUAUGGAAUUCUUACUCAAAUACAGUUCUAUUAAAGAGUGUACUCCUAUUGGAUGAAAAAAACCUAUUUUUGAAUAGUAGUUGCAGCUUGUUUGUAUAAAUACUAAAAAAUAUCUUAACAGAUUUUUUCCCCUUAAAAUGAAUUAUCUUUCCAAAGAUUAGAUCAGUAUGAGAGUAGGUGAGGAACAUAGUUUGUAUAAUAUAAUCUUUAUUUGCUAACCUGACCACUUUUUAUUAAGCUGUUUUGUUUAAAAGCUUUUGGAUAUAGGCAUGAAUAUUAUUUUGAUGGUUAACUUCAUUGACUUAUCUGUAAUUGUCAUUUUAUAGUACUUUAUAGUUGUCAAAAAAAAAUCUUACAUAUAUUGAUCUAGUUGAUCGGUACAGGAAGCUUGUGAAGUAGGUAGGACAGGUUAUGAUGUCUUCACUGUAUGGACAUGGACCCAGUGUUCUAAUAGGUUGGCUUUCCCAAAGUCACCUGCUAGCUGGUAAGGUAGGAAUAGGGCUCAAAGUAAAACUUUUGGUUCAGAAGCUUGACUCAUAAACUAUAUUAUAUAUUCCCCAAAAUGUCAGUAUUGACAACACAGUCUAACUCUUAAAUAAAAUUAUGCUAAUUAGUUACAUUCAAAAUAAUGUCUAUAAACUUAUUUGUCUAUACUAGUAGAAGUGAUCAGUGACAUACUAUAAAUAAUCCUAAAUGGUUAUAUUUGAUGGAAUUCAUAACACUUUAAAGAGAAAAUUUCACAUUAAAGGAAGGUUUAAAAAUCUAUUUUCAGAUUAUAAAAGGUGUCUUUACUGGUUUUCAUUCCUUUACAUGUAAUUGGACAUGUAAACUUGUUAAAAAUCAAAAUCUUACUGAUUGUACAGGGAGAAAUUAAGCAUUCUGUUUUAAAAAUUAGGCUUAUUGCUAGACUGUACGUUUAAAAACAAUUCAUGUUCAAAGGAGCUUUUCAAAUUACCCAGUCCGCCACAGAAUCAGCUAAUGUGACAGAAGUAAAUAUAGUGCUUCAUAAUUGCUAAAAACAGGGUGAAUUUCUUUCACUUAAGUUGGAAAACCAGCCUUUAAGAAAUUAGGUGCUGGUAAUGAGAGCUUAAUACCAUGGUUCCCCGCAGGUCUCAGAAACAUUAAUAGUUCCUUUCUUGGCCCUUACUGUCCUUCCAAUGUUGGCCUCUGGCCUCUUCCCCUCACAUUUAUGUUCAUUCUCCGGGCUUGUAUUCAUUCUCUGCUGCUUUCUCCCUUCACCCGCGGGACUCUCACCCUUCUUGCUCAUUCUCCAGCACCCAUUCCUACUUUAGUCUCUUUGAAAUCUUUUUUGGAGAUUUUCCUUCAGCUACAAGUGUUCCAGUACAACAAUAUUACUCCUGAGGGGCAAAGACUUUUUCAUAUUUAUGUCCCUAGUAUCUGGUAUGGCGCCUGGCAUAUGGCAUUUCAGAAUAUGUUCAUAGUUGAAAUAGUAGGAUAGAUAUUUGUCAUCUUGACAAGUAGCCCUUUGCAAUUUAUACUUGAGUUCACUUCUGGUCAAUGGCACAUGGCUGGAAAAUGCAGAAAACAAGUUCACUUACAGCCUGAGGUUUGUAAAGUUUGUACAGCUGCCUCGCAGCAGUUCAGGAAAACUGCAAAAAAGGGAAGUAAGGUCCUGUCAGGCAGACCUGGCAUGUAGCUGCAGGCCAUCUUGAAUCCUAGGGCAUGAAGUUGCCCCAAAGUUCAGCACUUGGUUAAGCCUGAUCCCUCUGGUUUAUCACAAAGAAUAGGAUGGGAUAAAGAAAGUGGACACUUAAAUAAGCUAUAAAUUAUAUGGUCCUUGUCUAGCAGGAGACAACUGCACAGGUAUGCUACCAGUGUUUGGAUAUUGAUAUAUACAUGGCAAAUCUGAAUAUUGUUUUAUGAGAGGCUUGGCAAUGGGAAAAACACCAAACUUGAAAUCAGAACAUAGGUGCAAAUGGCCACUCUAGUAGUUUCUUUUCUGUAAGAUGGGACCUGGACAAAUGAUACUAAAUGUUUCUUUCUGACAUUCUAUUUUAUAACUGGCCUAUGGUUGUGUUGUCUUGCAUAAAAAAAAAAAAUUUGAGAGUGGUAGAAUUACUUCUGUUAUCUGAAAUACCUGAGAUGCACUUUAAACUGUUGAAAUGUAAGCUCUGAGGGCGGGGACCGUAUCUUAUUUACUGUUAGUAUCCCUUGCAUCUAAUGUGGUGCACCGGCACACAGUAGGCACUCAAUAAAUAUUUAUUGAUUAAAAACAAA
Molecule: messenger RNA, 3212 nt
Organism: Nomascus leucogenys (northern white-cheeked gibbon)
Lineage: Eukaryota; Metazoa; Chordata; Mammalia; Primates; Hylobatidae
Gene: ARL1
Product: ARF like GTPase 1
Biological process (GO): vesicle-mediated transport; intracellular protein transport
Cellular component (GO): cytoplasm; Golgi apparatus
Molecular function (GO): GTPase activity; GTP binding
Source: RefSeq, a predicted model, not a curated record